Iphiclides podalirius (scarce swallowtail) is the source of this 381-nucleotide messenger RNA. The record is from the annotation of a GenBank genome assembly. Lineage: Eukaryota; Metazoa; Arthropoda; Insecta; Lepidoptera; Papilionidae.
AUGCGCAAUGAUAACAGAAAGGAAGAUAAGCCUCCGUAUUCUAGGGUAUUCGUUGUGUGCGGCAAACAGACCAGAGAAGAAGACCUAAGGCCUUAUUUUGAAAAGUUUGGUACAAUUGAGGAUAUACAUAUUCCUAGAGAUCGUAACUCUGGGGAGUCAAAAGGUGUAGCCUAUAUAAAAUACACUAAAACUUCUUAUGCAGCUGCAGCUAUACAAGGACUCCAUUACAAAACUUUGGAAAAUGAUAAUAAGCCCCUGAAAGUUAUGGAGGCUGAUGAGAAGCCCAAUAAACAUGAUGACGAGCACAACAACAUAAGGAAUGAUAAUGUUGACAGUGAUAUAGACAGAAAGAGAAUGAGACUUAUAGACAGCAAGACAGAU